CCUCCUCUCAGCGCUCCCCCGCUCCCCUCACACCUCCCCUCACAUCACGCACACCCCAACCCCCGCAACCCGCCCGCUGCGCGGCCAUGCGGGAGCGGAGCAACCGCCGCGGAGCCUGAGGGGGUCGGGGCGGCCGGGGCCUGCCCUGCGGAGCGGGAAGGGGCGCCGGGUAUGCGGGCGGUGGUAGCGGGCCGGGAGGUGGGAUGCUGUCGCGGAAGAAGACGCGUACGGAGCUCUCCAAGCCGGGCGAGGUGCAGGGCAAGUAUGUGAAGAAAGAGACCAGCCCUCUGCUUCGCAAUCUGAUGCCUUCAUUUAUCCGUCACGGUCCAACCAUUCCAAGGAGAACUGAUAUCUGUCCUCCUGACUCAACUUCUUCUGCCUAUGCUCCUGGUGGAGAUGGAAUUGUUUCCAGAAACCAGAGUUUCCUGCGAACUCCAGUGCAGAGGCCACCUCAUGAGAUAAUGAGACGUGAAAGCAACAGACUCUCUGCUCCUUCCUAUCUUGCCAGAAGUUUAGCUGAUGUCCCCAGAGAAUACGGCUCUUCCUCCCAGUCCUUUUUGACAGAAGCUAAUUCUGGUUUGGAAAAUGGAGAUGCUGGAGCCCGUUGUUACUAUUAUGAUCAUUUCUAUGAUGCCCAGAGGAGACGUCAGCUGAACGAUCGCCUGCAUGAGGACUACAGGUAUUAUGAACACAACAGUGAUAUCUUCCAGAGGAUGUCACAGAAUCAUGGGAGGCACACUUCAGGCAUCGGUAGAGUUGCUGCUACAUCUCUAGGAAACUUAACAAAUCAUAGUUCUGAAGAUUUACCUCUUCCUCCUGGCUGGUCAGUGGACUGGACUAUUAGAGGAAGGAAAUACUACAUAGAUCAUAACACUAACACAACUCACUGGAGCCAUCCACUGGAGCGUGAGGGGCUCCCUCCAGGAUGGGAGAGAGUGGAGUCACCAGAAUUUGGAGUGUAUUAUGUAGAUCACAUCAAUAAAAGAGCUCAGUAUAAACAUCCUUGUGCUCCCAGUGUCCCCAGGUAUGAUCAGCCUCCCCCAGUGAGUUACCAGCCCCAGCAAGCUGAGCACAGCCAGCCCCUCCUCGUCCCUGCAAACCCCUACCACACUGCAGAGAUUCCAGACUGGCUGCAGGUCUAUGCCAGGGCUCCUGUCAAAUACGAUCACAUCCUGAAGUGGGAGCUCUUCCAGCUGGCAGACCUGGACACCUACCAGGGGAUGCUGAAGCUGCUCUUCAUGAAAGAACUGGAACGGAUUGUGAAGCUGUACGAAGCCUACAGGCAGGCGCUGCUCACCGAGCUGGAGCACCGCAAGCAGCGCCAGCAGUGGUAUGCCCAGCAGCACACCAAGAAUUAUUAAGCUAUAACAACUUUAUUUUUUGGUUUUUUGGUUUUUUUUUUUUUCCUUCAAUAGACUCUUUCUGAGGACACUUAAAAGCUUUAAAAAGGUUUUCACACUUCAAACUAUGAAAAAAGUGCUUUUGUUGAAAAGGCAGCUUAUUUUUUUGUGUUGAUGUUGCACCUUUUUUUUUUUUUUUUGUUAUUAUCCUCUUGAAUAUUUUUCUACAUGUAUUAUGUCUUGUUUAUAAGAACGAAAAACGUUUGAUAAUCUUUUUUUUCCUUACAAGAACGAGUUUAUUAUUCUCAAAGCCAGCGUGGAGUUUAAUCAGAGACUUGAUUCUGGUAUCUUUAUUUUUUUUUUUCCUAGCAGUCAGCUGCAGUAUUAAGCUGACUGCACUUUCAAAGGGCAAUAGAUGCAACUUAAAUGAAAUGUCCCAGAUACAAAACACUUGUUAAAAUCCAAAUUAAUGUUCCCUUGUAUUUCCCUCGGGACUUCUUUUAUCCCUCUCUCUCUCAAGAGAGGUCUGCUCUGUGUUUACAGCUUUACUGUGCAGAACACUGAUGCUUUUCCUCUUCAGUGACACCCAGGGCUAGGACCAGACUGAAGUGGGUGAUGCCACCACCAUCUUAAACCAAAUUGCUUCACCAACUGAAGCCCAAGUUGCCUUAUUUUCUACUUUAACUUGUUACUACUUUAAAUUCACCACUCCUUUUCACAGGAAUUAGUCAAAAAUACUUUCUCAAAGACCAAGCAAACUUUUCACAGGUUUUUUUUUAAAAUGCUGGGUAAACUACAUUUCAGAGAACAUGACCUCAUCACCUGGGAAGGCAGUGGCAUUGUCUGACCAGCUCACCAACCAGCUGUACCAACCGUGGAAGAAAUCAGGGAUGUAACAAAACUUGCUUCUUUUUUUAACAAGCUUUUGUCUUGUAUUCAAGCUUCCUGCCUUGGGGAGAGUUUUUUAAUUGUACAGUUACCCUCUCCAAUACUUUCAUUUGGUUCAUUGAUUGUCCUGAAAUGUUAUUUAUGGAUUCUUUUUAGUGCAAUAAGCAUUGUUCCAGACAAAAAAAAAAAAAUACAUUUCUUGUAAAUCCUAUUAAUUCAAUAAAAAUCAUUUUGUUUAAUGCA
Calypte anna (Anna's hummingbird) is the source of this 2471-nucleotide messenger RNA. It is a transcript of the gene SAV1, whose product is annotated as salvador family WW domain containing protein 1. The transcript has 5 exons. The record is from RefSeq and is a predicted model, not a curated record. Gene Ontology annotation, molecular function: protein binding; molecular adaptor activity. Gene Ontology annotation, biological process: regulation of cell population proliferation; apoptotic process; hippo signaling. NCBI's taxonomy places the organism in Eukaryota, Metazoa, Chordata, Aves, Apodiformes, Trochilidae. The coding region runs from base 204 to 1361 and encodes 385 amino acids.